Ornithodoros turicata is the source of this 1136-nucleotide messenger RNA. Its product is annotated as 3-hydroxyisobutyrate dehydrogenase, mitochondrial-like. Gene Ontology annotation, biological process: L-valine catabolic process. The transcript has 6 exons. Lineage: Eukaryota; Metazoa; Arthropoda; Arachnida; Ixodida; Argasidae. The record is from RefSeq and is a predicted model, not a curated record. Gene Ontology annotation, molecular function: 3-hydroxyisobutyrate dehydrogenase activity; NAD binding; NADP binding. Gene Ontology annotation, cellular component: mitochondrion. The coding region runs from base 22 to 1029 and encodes 335 amino acids.
AGUUUCGGAUUACGUUUGAAAAUGGCAGCUACGAAGCUGCUUUUCUCCCGUCCGUUUUCAGCACACCUAUUACGACACUGGUCCCAAAAAAGUUGUAUAAAUGCCACAGCAAAGAGAAAUGUAUCUCAAGUUCCGCUUGGAUUCAUCGGACUCGGAAACAUGGGAAGUCACAUGGCCAAAAACUUGAUAAAGGCUGGUCAUCGCCUCGUCGUUUAUGACGUCUAUCCAGAAGCAAUUGAGGCACUGUCCAAGAUGGGUGCUGUUCCUGUUCAAAGCCCAGCCGACGUAGCGGGCCAGUGUGACAACAUCAUAACAAUGUUGCCGUCCAGCCCCCAUGUGACAGCUGUCUACGCGGGUCAGAGGGGGAUACUAUCAAAUAUAAAGUCUGGAUCCCUAUUGAUAGACAGUAGCACAAUCGAUCCAUCUGUAUCGCAAGAUAUGGCGAAGCUAGCAGAGGCAAAAGGAGCAACAUUCAUUGAUGCACCAGUUUCUGGUGGUGUGAAUGCCGCAAGGGAUGGAACAUUAACAUUCAUGGUUGGAGGUAAGGAAUCUGAAGGAAAGGCAGCCGAAGAGGUUCUCUUGUGCAUGGGCAAGAAUGUGAUCCAUUGUGGAAGUGUCGGCUGUGGACAAGCGGCAAAGAUCUGCAACAACAUGAUGCUCGCCAUUUCCAUGAUUGGAUGUGCAGAGACAAUGAACUUGGGUGCAAGGUUAGGAUUAGAUCCGAGCGUUCUCAACAGCAUUCUGAACGUUAGCUCCGGGAAGACAUGGCCCAGCGAAGUAUAUAGCCCCGUUCCCGGUGUGAUGCCAAAUGUACCGUCUAGCAACAACUAUAAUGGAGGGUUUGGAACAGCAUUGAUGACCAAGGACCUUGGACUGGCCCAGACUGCAGCAACCAACACCAAUUCUCCAACUCCUCUGGGGUCAGUGUCACACCAGAUUUACAGACUGCUGCUCAGCAAAGGUUUAGGGCAAAAGGACUUCUCUGUGGUGUACCAGCUCAUACGAGAGGGUGGGCUUCCAAAUGAAUGAAGAUGCCCAGAAACAAAAUCGAGGACAUAGACUUGUACAUUCCCCCAUUUCUUUUAUGACAGCUGUAAAAAGCUCUGCCGAUAAAUAGCAUUAUUGCCGAACUUCUA